AUGUCGAAAAUGUACAACAAUCAGUGUUCUCCAGAAGAAAGAGUGAAGCCGUCAUACUUUCGAAUGAUAUUCAAUACAAAGUACAAUCUCAGCUUUACUACUCCUCGGACCGACGUGUGCUCCACGUGUAUAGAACUCGCCGAGAAGAUUAAGAGAUGUACAGAUGAAGAGGAAAAGAAUAACUUCAUCAUUGAGAAGAAUGUUCACAAACGAAGAGCGAAUGCUUUUUUCCAGUUGCUUAAAGAAACCAGGAAUGAUUUGAUAACAUUAUCUUUCGAUUGCCAGAAGAAUCUUGUACUACCUAAGGUCCCAGAUCAAACUGCAUACUACUCAAGGCAACUUUAUCUGUACAAUUUCACCAUUGUUCAGGGGACGUCUCAAUCGAAACUCAACGAGAAAAAUGUUUUUUCCUAUUUUUGGACGGAAAACGAAUUUGGAAAAGGUUCCAAUGAAAUUACAUCCUGCGUUUUUGACAGGCUCAAUAAAAUUGAAUUUGGCCCCACCGUAACAGUAGUCAGGCUGAUGGCAGAUGGUUGCAGUGGACAGAAUAAGAAUACAACACUCAUUGGAAUGUGUUGCAAAUGGCUAUCGGAGAAAUCACCAGAAAAUAUUCAGAAUAUUGAAGUGAUUUUUCCAGUAGUAGGCCAUUCAUUUCUUCCAGCAGAUAGGGGUUUCGGUAAUAUCGAGAAGGAGAUCAGAAAGCUGGAGGUUAUAACACAGCCAGAAACUUAUAUAGAGCUGUUAUCGAAAAACGGGACAGCUGUCCAUUUGGGAGAAAACUGCAACGUUUUUGACUGGAAAGAAAGCAUCUCAGAUGUAGUGAGACCCACAGGAACAUGGCAUUUUUCUUUCAAGAAUACAAAACGAUUCUUGUUAAAGAAGUGUAAAACUGGAAAUGUUUUGAUAAGAGGAACAGAAGCCUCGGAAACCGCCCCCAGAGUGGAGACUGCUCUUGGGGGAAGACUGGCACAGUCUCUAGCGGAACAAGGUGAAGCAAGUGGCACCACUCCGCGAACCGGCACCACAAGGCCACGCACCUCGAGCAGGAUAACGCAGGGAAACAGCUUGGAGCCGGCAGUUACCGGUCUUGAAUCUGAACUGUCGGAUCCCGCUCAAACCCUUAGACGGGGAAGGCAGCGCUGGACCAGAGACAUGAACCUGAGUCUUAUCAGUGCUUAUUUCCAAGUGACGGAAGGAGAGAAAAACACAAAGAAGUAUGCAGCUAAACUGGCUGAAAAAUGGCUGGAAUUAUAUCCAGACAAGGAAUUCUCUGGGAAACAUCUGAUAGCACAGAUAAAAAACAUAAAAUCCAGAAAGCUCUUAUCACCUGAUGAACUGGAGUCUAUGAGAGUAGAAUCGCAGACACAAUCACCAACAUCCAGAAUGAGGAACAUACGAAGAAGCAUUCGAGAAAUGACAACCGCUCCGCGUCAUAGCCUGUUAAGGCAAGAGGAGGUCGAGAACAACACACAACAGGUGACAGAAUUGGAACAGGAUGAAUCAGCCACGGAGAUAAAGGCUCUCUUCGAAGAGACUAACCUGAAAUGGAUAGGAAUACCAAUGAAAUGUAGGCCGUACAUCAGCCGAAUCAAAUUGAACCCUGAAGCAAAGAGUACAAUUAGAGCGAUUGACACGGCUCUCAGAAGUACACUUCAGGAAUCAGAAGAACUCGAAGAACUCUGUCAUAAAGUCCACUGUGCGGCAAUAGUUGCAAACCUCAUCUUGGAGACCACAGCAAAACAGGCGAAGAACAUCAAGGAACCAUCGAAUAAACCACCAUGGGAGGAAAGACUGGAGAAGCGAAUAACAACACUCAGAAAAGAGAUAGGAAUCUACCAUCUAUAUCUGAACAAAGAUAAUCUGAGCAGAAAGGUGAGAAAAAAAAUGAGGGCCUACGCAGGAAGAAUCAAUCUGAAGGAAAGUGACACAGGGUUUAAAAUGAAGAUUCGUAAACAUGCAGAAAAACUCCAGCAAAAAAUAGCCGCGUUGGGAAACAGAUUGAGAAGGUAUCAUAAAAGAUCAAUGAGAUACCAGCAGAACAACUUGUUCCAGAACAACCAGAAGGUUUUUUUCAGGAGUGUAGAUGGACAGAAGAGGAUCGAAAAUCAGAAGCCUCCAUGCGCAGAAGAAAUGCGACAGUACUGGUCGUCCAUUUGGUCGCAAGAACGGAAACAUAAGGCCCAUGCGCCGUGGAUUGAAGCAGAAAGAGAAAACAGUCAGAGCUUACCAGAAAUGCCGACAGUCAAUGUAACAGAGGUAGAUGUCAGAGAUACUAUAAAGAGAAUGAAGAACUGGGCAGCACCUGGCAUCGACGGCAUCCACAGCUACUGGUGGAAAGCAUUAACGUCAACACACAAAGUACUUGCUCGACUAAUUGGCGGAGCGCUGAAGAAUCCUCAGAAAAUCCCACAUUAUUUCACCGAGGGCAAGACUUACCUGUUGCCAAAAAAAGAAGACUUGGACCAUCCAGAGAACUACAGGCCAAUCACCUGCCUAUCGUCAAUCUACAAGAUAAUUACCUCUCUUCUAGCCAAUAAGAUAAACACCCAUCUCAAGCACUGCAACGUGAUGGCAUGGGAACAAAACGGAUGCAGAAGUAAGAGUAGGGGGAGUAAGGAGCUUCUGGUUAUUGACAACGAGUUAACGAAGCUGGCGAGAAGACGAAAUAAGAACAUUGCAAUAGCGUGGAUCGAUUAUCAGAAGGCGUACGACACGGUCCCACAUUCAUGGCUCAUAGAGGUUCUUGUAAUAUAUAAAAUAGAGCGACGGGUAAUUGAAGUAUUGAAAACCCUAAUGGCGACGUGGAGAACAACUCUCAGUCUUUGCGAGGGAGGAAUUUCUUAUGAAACAUCAGAAAUUCAGAUCAAACGAGGAAUUUUUCAAGGAGAUGGACUCAGCCCACCCUGGUUUUGUUUGGCUCUCAAUGCUCUUAGCGGUAUGCUUAAUAGAUCAGCUUACGGGUAUGCCGUGGAUGAGAGAACUAAAAUCACACACCUAUUUUAUAUGGACGAUCUCAAACUGUACGCAAGGGGCCGAGCACAGCUGGAAGGAGAGCUGGAAAUGGUGAGGAUGUUUAGCGCAGAUAUAGGAAUGAACUUAGGGCUGGAAAAAUGUGCAACAAUCAUAGUAAGGAGAGGAAAACUGUCGGAGGAAGAAAAUGUGAGGCUGAAAGACGGAAAAGAAAUAAAUAACCUGACGAAUGAAGACAAAUAUAAAUACCUAGGGAUUCAGCAAACUUUCGAGAUUCGACAUAAAGAAAAUAAAGAUCAUACAAAGGAAGAACUUCUGAGAAGGAUUAGACUAAUACUAAAAUCCCAGUUAUCUGCAAAGAACAAAAUAAUGGCAAUAAACAUAUGGGCCAUACCACCGCUCACUUACACAGCCGGAGUACUCUCAUGGUCAAAAACGGAGCUACAACAGAUAGACCAAAAAAUUAGAACUACACUGACCCAAUUCGGCCUACACCAUCCUAAUUCGGCUAUUGAAAGACUUUACUUACCCCGGAAAGAGGGAGGCCGUGGUCUAUGCUCUGUUGAAGCUACCUGUGGAAAAGAAAUGCAUAAUAUCAGGAAUCACUUCCUUAACAGUCACUUACCGAUUCAUCGAUGGAUAGCUCAAGGUACACGAUCCAUGAUAUUACAGCCUGAUGAAGACCAUCUUGAAAUGCUCAGACAGCGAUGGAGUGCGAAAGAACUGCACGGAAGAUUCUACUCCAACAUACAUCAGGAGGAAGUAGAUAUAACCGCUUCUAAUACCUACCUCAUCCAAGGAUAUAUGUUCCCACAGACAGAAGGCACAAUAUUUGCUAUUCAAGACCAGGUUGUCCCCACAAGGAACUACAUAAAGCAUAUAAUUAAAAAGCAGAUCGAGAACACGAAGUGUCGUCUAUGUAACAAAGCCGAGGAAACAGUCCUACACCUAACAUCAGGGUGCUCAAGUAUUGCUGGUACUAAAUAUCUAUCCCGGCACGAUAACAUGGGGAAGGUCGUGCACCAGCUUAUAGCACAAAGAGAGGAAUUGAUCCGGCAGUUCACACCUCAUCACAUAUACAUGCCUGCAUCGAUCCUGGAAAAUGAAAGAACAAAAAUAUACUGGGACUUUAACAUCACAACUGACAUAGGCACUGAACAUAAUAGACCGGAUAUGGUAGUGUGGAACAAAAAAGAGAUGAGAGCGACAAUCAUAGACUUUGCAGUGCCUCAGGAUGGCAACUUGGUCAAGACGUACACUGAAAAGAUCAGUAAAUACUCACUUUUAGCCUGGCAGAUGAGGGAUAUGUGGCAGCUGAGGAAAGUGGAUAUAAUCCCUCUUAUCAUAAGUGUUAACGGAAUUGUGCCCAGAAAAACUGUUCAACACCUGCAAGAACUUGGGUUGCCGCCGAAUACGGUCACUUGGAUGCAGAAAGCUGUCCUACUUGGGACCGUCAAUAUCAUCCGACAGGUCCUCUUUCCGCACUAA
This is a messenger RNA of Coccinella septempunctata (seven-spotted ladybird), 4458 nucleotides long. RefSeq lists its product as uncharacterized. The coding region runs from base 1 to 4458 and encodes 1485 amino acids. The record is from RefSeq and is a predicted model, not a curated record. The transcript has 2 exons. Lineage: Eukaryota; Metazoa; Arthropoda; Insecta; Coleoptera; Coccinellidae.